AUGGCAGCGGCAGCAGCAGCGGCUAUGGGAGGAGGGGGCAAUGCCUCUACUAGUGGCUUGUACAACUCGGCCCUUGCAGAGUUUUACAGUGAUGCGUCGAUACUAUUCGCUGACGUAGUCGGCUUCACCUCGAUCUCGUCAAGGGUGCCUCCCGAGCAAGUCCUGUUGCUGCUCAAUGAGCUGUUCUUCAUGUUUGAUAAUAUUGCUGAGAAACACGGCUUGGAGAAGAUAAAAACCAUUGGGGAUGCGUAUAUGGCUGCGGCUGGGCUUCCUACUCCUCAUCCCCUACAUGCGCAUGCUGUGGCCCGAAUGGGUCUGGACAUGGUUGCUGAUGUCGGCGUGUUCUGUGACGAUAUGGGCAACCCUCUGGCGUUGAGAGUUGGCUGUCAUUCGGGUUCUUGCGUGGCUGGUGUAAUAGGCAGGAAGAAGUUCAUCUACGACGUAUGGGGCGAUUGUGUGAAUACGGCCUCUCGAAUGGAGAGUCAUGGGGAGCCUAUGAAAGUUCAUUGCUCGGAGGCGACGGCACAGCGUAUUCAGGGGGACUUCGAACUGGUUGACCGAGGUGAUAUGUUUAUAAAGGGGAAAGGCCUGAUGAGGACCUUUUUCAUAGAGAAGGAGAUGGAGAGCACCAAAGACAGAAGCGUACGUUGCUAA
Molecule: messenger RNA, 654 nt
Organism: Perkinsus marinus ATCC 50983
Lineage: Eukaryota; Perkinsozoa; Perkinsida; Perkinsidae
Product: adenylate cyclase, putative
Exons: 5
Coding region: 1-654 (217 amino acids)
Biological process (GO): intracellular signal transduction; cyclic nucleotide biosynthetic process
Source: RefSeq, a predicted model, not a curated record